GGAAGGGAAACUACUGGACCUUAGAUCCCAACUGUGAGAAGAUGUUCGACAAUGGGAACUUCCGUCGCAAGCGCAAGCGGCGCUCUGAGCCCAACGCCCCCGCGACUGCAUCUGCGGCCUCCUCUCUGGGGGGCCUGAAGGCCGAGGAAGAGCGACCCAUACCAGCUGCGGGCAAACCCUGUGGAAACAGCCCACCCCCAGAGCUGGACCCCUCGCCUUCUGCCAGGGACCAUCCAAAAAGCUCCUCUCCCUCCGGUAUCAUUUCAUCCACCCCUAGCUGCCUCAGCACCUUCUUCAGUGGCAUGAGCUCCCUGAGCAGCGGAGGCAGCCGGCUGACAGGGGGUCUCGGCAGUGACCUGCAUCACAGGAACUUCUCUGCUGGACAGCUGAGCAGUGGCACUUUCACCCCUUCCAGCAGCUCUUCUCAGGAGGUGCCUUCACCAGACCAGCUGCAGCGGGUUGCAGGACCUUCCCCUGCCUACUACAGCUCCUUCCAUCCCAGCAGCAGCAGCCAGGGAGCCCAGUACAACCACUACUACAACUUCACGGUUAACAGCCUCAUCUACACCCGGGAUGGAACAGAGGUGUAG
This is a messenger RNA of Phaethon lepturus (White-tailed tropicbird), 590 nucleotides long. Its product is annotated as forkhead box protein I1c-like. The record is from RefSeq and is a predicted model, not a curated record. Gene Ontology annotation, biological process: regulation of transcription by RNA polymerase II; cell differentiation; anatomical structure morphogenesis. The annotation marks the transcript as partial. The transcript has a single exon. Gene Ontology annotation, molecular function: RNA polymerase II cis-regulatory region sequence-specific DNA binding; DNA-binding transcription factor activity, RNA polymerase II-specific. Lineage: Eukaryota; Metazoa; Chordata; Aves; Phaethontiformes; Phaethontidae.